Molecule: messenger RNA, 371 nt
Organism: Temnothorax curvispinosus
Lineage: Eukaryota; Metazoa; Arthropoda; Insecta; Hymenoptera; Formicidae
Exons: 1
Source: RefSeq, a predicted model, not a curated record
CGAACCAUCACGGCCUUUGUUGGGAGGACGGCGACACGGACUAUCGCCAGGCGAAGACGAUCAUUCGACGCGCGGUGCGCGACAACCUGGACGAGUUGUGUGAGACGGAGGAGACGCCCAACGCGCGAAUCUACGUGAAAGGUCUCGAGAAGAAGAAAUGGCUGCAGGAGAUUCUCGGCGACGUCGACGCGACGAUCGUGACCGUCGACGCGGAGUACGAGGACAUCGAUCGGUUGGAGUCUCUUCGCACCGAUCGCGCGUUUCGCUGCCGGCGUCACCAACGGUGCUGCGCCAUGGAGAACGUGAUGAAGUUGCGCGAUUGGUGGAUCGAGCAACGCGAAUGUUUCGCCAGCAUCGACUCCGCGAAUUGA